Messenger RNA from Trifolium pratense (red clover), 705 nucleotides. Its product is annotated as thaumatin-like protein. The coding region runs from base 1 to 705 and encodes 234 amino acids. Gene Ontology annotation, cellular component: extracellular region. NCBI's taxonomy places the organism in Eukaryota, Viridiplantae, Streptophyta, Magnoliopsida, Fabales, Fabaceae. The transcript has a single exon. Gene Ontology annotation, biological process: defense response. The record is from RefSeq and is a predicted model, not a curated record.
AUGUCAGGUGUUAAUGUUACGGGUGGAAAUGGGACGAUACAGCUCAUACUCGUAAACAACUGCCAAGAGAGUGUAUGGCCAGGAAUUCUAAGCAACGGCGAACACCCUACAAUCAAAGACGGCGGAUUCCACCUCCCAAGCGGCGAAGAGCUUGUUCUCCGAGUCCCUAACCACUGGGCAGGUAGAAUCUGGGGUAGACAAGGCUGUUAUUUCAACGAAACAACCGGAAAAGGCUCGUGUCAAACCGGAGACUGCAAUGGCCAAUUAAAAUGUAAGGGAAUUGGUGGUGUCCCUCCAGCUACACUUAUUGAAAUGACAUUUGGGACCUCACAAUCAUCUUUACAUUUCUAUGAUGUUAGUUUAGUUGACGGUUUUAACCUUCCAAUGUCAAUGAAACCUAUUGGUGGUAGUGUUGGUUGUGGUAUUGCUUCUUGUCAAACUGAUUUGAAUGGUUGUUGUCCAUCUUCACUUGCUUUGAAACAUGAUGGAAAAGUUGUUGGAUGCAAAAGUGCUUGUUUGGCUACAAAAUCAGAUAAAUAUUGUUGCACUGGUGAAUUUGCUGAUCCAAAAAUUUGCAAGCCAACUAUGUUUGCUCUUGUUUUUAAGAGUGUUUGUCCUCAUGCUUAUAGCUAUGCUUAUGAUGAUUCAACUGCGCUUAUGAGGUGUUUGGCAACUACAUAUGUUAUUACCUUUUGCCCUGCAUGA